AUGCAAGAUCGGGCACUGCAGACAGUCAAGAAAUACUUAAAUACUUUCCAGCAGUGGAAGAAGUGGGCAAAGAGAAAAAGUCUCCAUGCCCUCCCUGCAUCAGGGUAUGAAUUUGCUUUGUAUAUUGCUUACCUGCUCAGAAAGGCCAAGUCAGUGUCAACAAUUCAUGCAGCAGUUUACGAGGUAGCAUGGGCACAUAAGAAAGUAGCUGCAGUAUCACCGACAGAGCACCCUUUAGUUAAACAAAUGGUUGAGGCAGCAAAAAGAAUACUCUGUAUUGCCCCAAAAAACAGAAAGCAACCACUAGGCAUAGAUCAUAUAAAGAAACUUGUUCGUAAAUUUGGUGGUGGUGGAGACCUGAGUAAGCUGCAGAUUACAUGUUUAAUAACAUUGGGUUAUAGUGUUUUUUUGCUGCGAUGCGAUGAUUUGGCAAAGCUCAAAAAACAGGAUGUGUUAUUUUACAAAGAUCAUAUGUGGAUUUUCUUCAAAAGAGAAAAAUUGAUCAAUAUCGUGAGGGUUCAUGGAUUUUUAUAG
Molecule: messenger RNA, 534 nt
Organism: Paramuricea clavata
Lineage: Eukaryota; Metazoa; Cnidaria; Anthozoa; Malacalcyonacea; Plexauridae
Source: the annotation of a GenBank genome assembly